AUGAGCACUACGAAUGUACCCAAGAAAAUAGGGAACGCUACAUUCCCGAACUUUGAUCCUUUCAACGACCCGGGUCAAGGAAGCGCCAGCAACAGUCAACGCAAUGAUACAGGGCCCCCUGAACGCAGAAGCUCCCCUGUUGCAACUGGCAGGAAAGAACCACCAACCACGCCGCAACCCCUUUCACAAGAACAUCAUGGUGAUGAAUGGGACGCCAGCAAAACCCCGCCCUCCCGCUUCGGCAGCCGCAAAGGUAGUCUCUAUGCCACACAGGGCACACGCGACGCCCACGGCGUAACCCGCAAUUAUGAUCGCGACGCAGCAUACCACGCCAAGCUCGCGGAGAAGGGAUGGGGAGAUCCGGAUCGGCGUGGUAGCGCAAGCUCGAGGGAUGCGAGCUUAGGCAAGAGUCCGAAGAGUAAAAGUCCACUUAACUUUCGGAAGAGGAGCGACAGCCCUGGCGGGAUGUAG
This is a messenger RNA of Venustampulla echinocandica, 471 nucleotides long. RefSeq lists its product as uncharacterized. Lineage: Eukaryota; Fungi; Ascomycota; Leotiomycetes; Helotiales; Pleuroascaceae. The transcript has 3 exons. The coding region runs from base 1 to 471 and encodes 156 amino acids. The record is from RefSeq and is a predicted model, not a curated record.